GAAAGAAUAACGUGUGAGAGAGAGCGAGGGAGAGAGACAGCAAGAAGAAGAAGGGCGAUUUGAAGUUGGGCUCGGAGGGAACGGACGUUUGGAAGUUAUUACUGGUUUAUUUAUUCUGUGAGCCCUCAAAAUGUGCUGAAUGCGAUAAUUAUUUUCCAAAACGCCUGGAGGGUUUAUUAAGCGAGGCCCGGUUGCCAUAGCGACGCGUUGGCAGGAUAUUGCCGGGGAUAAGGCAUAAUGGGUCUCCUGACACAGCUGGGCCUGCUACUCUGGAAGAACUUCAUUCUCCGGAAGAGACAAAAGAUCCGCCUGGUGGUCGAGCUGAUAUGGCCGCUGUUCCUGUUCUUCAUCCUGGUCGGCGUUCGCUCCACCAACAAGCCCAUCUACAAAGGCCAGUGUCAUUACCCUAACAAAGCCAUGCCCUCCGCUGGCGUGUUGCCGUGGUUACAAGGGAUGAUGUGCAACAUCAACAAUCCCUGCGUGAGCCACCCGACGGCGGGAGAGACCCCGGGUCAGGUCAACAACUUCAACGGCUCCAUAAUCGCAGGGCUUCUGAUUGAGCUUCAGACCCUUGUGGUCGAGCGAUCCAUCCUGACCAAGGCUCAGCGUCUCUCUGGGGAUCUGGACCAAUGGGCUUUGAUCUUGGAGAAGUCGAAUCCAGCCAAUGGUCAGCCCAUCGCCCUGAGGAACGUUCUGAAUGACGACGAAAGGUUCACCGCGUAUCUGAGAGGGAACUUAUCCGUGCCCUCGUCCGUCGUAGAUGGGCUGAUGUCUUCACAGCUCCGCAUGAAUCCGGGCAUGGGCACAUCGAGCCCAGACAACCUGAAGACUGCGCUGUGUGACGGCACCAGUCUGGACAGAUAUGUGCUCUUCACCAGCCCCGCUGACAAGCAGGCCUUUCAGAACAUCAGCUGCUCUCUCACCCCUCAGCAGCUGACAGGAGCCAGGCGCGCUUUCCUGGAGAACCUGGACUCGAGGAAAGUCUUCUCUGCUAUACCACAAACCUUGGCUCUGGAUCCAAGAGAGACAUUUAACUUGCUGUCCAAAACAUCCAUGGAUGCAAUACCAGUGAUCGGAGAGAUAGCCGCACUGCAAAACUCGGAUGUCCUGAAGGCUGCGUACGAGCUGAAUUUCAGUGAAGACAUGUUUGGCAGCAUCAACACGCUGCUAUGUGGUCAACAACCAGACAGCAACUCCACCAACACGACCAGCGCUUUCCAAGGGUUCGGAGGGAGGCAGAACAACACAGACGGCAACGGCACGUUAGCCGGCGCUGGAAGUCGAAAUUCCAGUGUGUUUUGCCAGACCUUGGUGGAGACCCUGGAGGGGACCCCUGGUCUCCGGGUCGUCUGGAGCACCUUCAGGCCUCUGCUGCAGGGCAAGGUCCUCUACACUCCAGACACACCUGCAACCCGACGAAUGGUGAAAGAGGCAAAUAGUACAUUCAACGCCUUGGCCAUGUUGAGGGAGCUGGCGGACGCCUGGGACGUUCUUGGACCUCGGCUUUGGAACUUCCUUCAAGAUGGCCGCCAAGUCAAUGCACUGCGGAGCCUGUUGGCUAAUCCGCUGUUUGCCGUCGGCCUCAACCAGCAACUGACCAGCUCAAGAUUUUCGGCCGAGCAGCUGGCCAACUUCCUGUACAACGGGCCCCCGGAGGAGCGGCCCGCGGGCAUGCCGCCCUCAGACUGGCGCGACAUGUUCAACACCACCAGCCAAGUCCUGGAGCUCCUCAAGCAGUUCAUUGGGUGUCUGGACCUGAAUAAGUUUGAGGCUGUCCCCAGUGAGAAGCAUCUGGUGAACAAAGCCCAGGAGCUUCUGAAGGAGGACAAAUACUGGGCCGGUAUCGUGUUCCAAGACCUGAAGAACGAUACCAGCACCCCCCCUCCUCACGUCAAGUACAAAAUCCGCAUGGAUAUCGACGAGGUGGAACGCACGAAUAAGUUAAAAGAAAGGUCAUGGUCCCCGGGGGCCAGAGACAACGCCUUCAACGACCUGCGCUACAUUUGGGGAGGAUUUGCCUACCUCCAGGACAUGAUGGACCACGGUAUCAUACGCACUCAAACAGCCACAGCCCAGCCCCUCGGUGUGUUUGUCCAGCAAAUGCCAUACCCCUGCUAUGUGGAUGACGCCUUCGUCCAGAGCAUCGGAGCCAUCCUCCCCAUGUUCCUGGUGCUGUCCUUUAUGUACUCCAUCUGCAUGAUGAUCAAAGGCCUGGUCCUGGAGAAGGAGCUCAGGCUCAAGGAGGUCCUGCGGGCCGUCGGCGUCCGCAACGGAGCUCUGUGGCUCGCCUGGUUCGUCGAGAACUUGGCACUGCUCGCGGUGCCGUGCGUUCUAAUGAGUGUCCUGCUUAAGUACGGCAAGGUGCUGCAGUACAGCGACCCCUCGGUGAUCUUCGUCUUCCUGCUGGUCUUCUGCCUGUCCACCAUCAUGCAGUGCUUCUUCAUCAGCGUCUUCUUCUCCAAGGCCAACCUGGCGGCCGCCUGCGGAGGCCUCAUCUACUUCGUCCUCUACCUGCCGCACGUCCUCUGCUACGCCUGGCGAGACGUCAUGGGCUUCGGCGCCAAGAUCGCUGUGAGUCUGCUGUCGUGUGUGGCCUUCGGGUACGGCUGUGAGAACUUCUCCAAGUAUGAGGAGCAGGGCAUCGGGAUCCAGUGGAGCAACAUCCGCAGAAGCCCAGAAGACGGAGAGCGCUACAGCUUCAUUGUGUCCAUCUUCAUGAUGCUGGUGGAUUCCCUUCUUUACUGGUUUCUGACUUGGUACAUCGAGAAUGUGUUUCCAGGCCAAUAUGGAAUCCCCAAGCCCUGGUACUUUCCUUUCACCACCUCCUAUUGGUGUGGGACGACCUCCGCCAGUGACGCUGACCUCACUUUGCUCAAGGAGAACGGACAGUAUAACGAUCGCCUGGAAAAGCCGGCUCCUGAGAUGAAGGCAGGGGUUUCAAUUAGGAACCUUGUGAAGAUCUACAAAACGGGUAAAAAACUUGCUGUGGACGGCCUGAGUGUGGACUUCUAUGAAAACCAGAUCACUUCAUUCCUCGGUCACAAUGGGGCCGGGAAAACAACCACCAUGUCAAUCCUGACAGGCCUUUUUGCCCCUACAUCUGGGACGGCGUUCGUUAACGGACUUGAUAUCCGGACAGACAUGGACACCAUCAGGAAGCACUUGGGAAUGUGUCCACAGCACAAUGUUUUAUUUAAUGACUUGACUGUCGAGGAGCACAUCUACUUCUACGGCCGUCUGAAGGGGCGCAGCCGCGCCGAGGUGAACAUGGAGAUCCACCAGAUGCUCGCAGACGUGGGCCUGCCGCACAAGCGAAAGGAACUGGCCAAGAACCUGUCAGGUGGGAUGCAGAGGAAACUGUCCGUAGCCAUCGCUUUUGUGGGCGGCUCCAACAUCGUCAUCCUGGAUGAGCCCACGGCAGGAGUGGACCCCUACGCCCGCAGGGGGAUCUGGGACCUGCUGCUCAAGUACAAACAAGGCCGCACAAUCAUCCUCUCCACACACCACAUGGACGAGGCGGACAUCUUGGGAGACCGCAUCGCCAUCAUCUCCCACGGGAAGAUGUGCUGCUGUGGCUCCUCCCUCUUCCUGAAGAAGUGCUUCGGCAGCGGGUACUACCUGACCCUGGUGAAGGUGGCAGAGGGGGGGACAUCCCAGCGCCCAGCAUCCACGCACACUCAGGUCAAAGAGGAGGAGGCCUGUCCCUCCAUGAACAGCAGUGUGGAUGAGGGGAUCGACAGCCAGAGCUGGACCAACUCUUCGGAGCCCUCAGACCUUACAGCCAUUAAUAGGCUGGUGCGCAGGCACAUACCCGAGGCAGUGUUUCUGGAGAACAUCGGCCAGGAGAUUACCUACAUCCUCCCCUACAGCGGGGCCCGGGACGGCACUUUCGCCCUGCUCUUUAAAGAGCUGGAUCUGGAGAUGGGCGACCUGGGAGUCUCCACAUAUGGAAUCUCCGACACAACACUGGAGGAGAUUUUCCUGAAGGUAGCGGAGGACACGGGUGUUGAUGUGGAGGAGCCAGCUAAAAAUGAAGCAUUGGUACGAGACUGGAAAAGGAGUUCCCGUGAAUCCAAGCGGAACAGUGUGGCUAAUGUCAGGACAGAUUCAGACCAAGUCCCCAUGAAAAGUGAGGAUUUUAAGGGGCGGUUUACCAGAAAAGUGGAAGCCUCGGAGAAGGUGGCCAACACCAAUGGCAAGGGCUCCGUGGUGAUCACCGGCUGGGAGCUGAUCCGCCGCCAGUUCCUGGCGCUCUUCAUCAAGCGCUUCCACUACGCCAGGAGGAGCCGCAAGGGACUCGUCGCCCAGGUGGUCCUGCCAGCCGUGUUCGUCUGCCUGUCUCUCAUCUUCUCCCUGAUCGUCCCCCCCUUCUCCGAGUACCCCAGCCUGGAGCUCCAGCCCUGGAUGUACGGCCUCCCUCAGACCACCUUCUUCAGCAAUGACGGGCCUGAUAAGAUGGAGGUGUCUCGUGUGGUCGACUCGUUGGUAAACAAGCCUGGAUUUGGAACUCGCUGCAUGACUGGGGACCCCAUACCGAAGUUGCCGUGUGCCUUAAACGCCUCUGAUUGGCUCACCCCCUCUGUGGAUCCAUCCAUCAGCGACAUCUUCCUCAACGGGAACUGGACCAUGGCUAACCCCUCCCCUUCCUGUCAGUGCAGCACCCCUCAACGCACCAUCAUGCUGCCUGACUGCCUUCCAGGGGCUGGAGGUCUCCCCCCUCCUCAGAGGAUACAGAACACCACAGACACACUGCAGGACCUGACGGGAAGGAAUGUGACUGACUUCCUGCUCAAGAAGUACGGACAGUCAGGCCGAAGCAGGUACGGAGGGAUCUCCGUAGGAGGGGUCAACUCCCAGGUGCGGAUGACGGCGCCGGAAAUUGAAGCCGUGACCAGGGAUUUGAAGAUCCUGUUCAAUUCCUCCAUGGAUAAUACCACUGAUCAGAUCCUGCAGAAUGCCGAGACCCUGCUGAAGGAGCUGGGAACGCGGGACAACGUCAAGGUGUGGUUCUACAACGAGGCGUGGCACAGCCUGGUGUCCUUCCUCAGCGUGGCCAACAACGCCAUCCUGAGGGGCAACCUGUCGAUGGGCCAGAGCCCGCGGGACUACGGCAUCUCCACCUCCAGCCACCCUCUCAACCUCACCAAGGAGCAGCUCUCCAUGGCACUAGCGACGACCUCCACCGACGUUGUGGUGUCCAUCUGCGUGAUCUUCGCCAUGUCCUUCAUCCCGGCCAGCUUCGUCCUCUUCCUCAUCCAGGAGCGGGUCUCCAAGGCCAAGCACCUGCAGUUUGUCAGCGGGGUCAACCCCGCCGUCUACUGGCUGGCUAACUUCGCCUGGGACAUGUGCAACUACAUCGUCCCGUGUGUCAUCGUCAUCGUCAUCUUCCUGUGCUUCCAACAAAAGUCCUACGUGUCACCGGCCAACCUGCCGGCGUUGAUCCUGCUGCUGCUGCUGUAUGGGUGGUCCAUCACCCCCAUGAUGUACCCUGCCGCGUUCUUCUUCACCGUCCCCAGCACGGCCUACGUGGUUCUCACCUGCAUCAACCUCUUCAUCGGCAUCAACGGCAGCGUGGCCACCUUCGUCAUGGAGCUCUUUGACGACGAGAACAUCUCCAACAUCAACAACAUCGUGAAGCAGGUGCUGCUGAUCUUCCCUCACUUCUGUCUGGGCCGAGGCCUCAUCGACAUGGCCAAGAACCAGGCCAUGGCCACUCUGUUCAGCAGCUUCGGGGAAGACCGUUUUAAAAACCCUCUGGGCUGGGACAUGGUGGGGAAGAACCUGUGUGCCAUGUGCACAGGACUGGUCAUGUUCACCAUCACACUCCUCAUCCAGUACAAUUUCUUCUUCAAACCCAGACUCGUUUCCGGCGAGUCGCUGCCCAAGGGGGAUGAGGACGUGGAUGUGGCUCGGGAGCGACAACGCGUGCACCAAGGCGGCGGCAAAAACGACCUCCUGCGAAUCUGUGAUCUCACCAAGGUGUACCGAGGGAAGAAGGUUCCCGCUGUGGACAGGGUGUGUGUGGGCGUGCCCGCCGCUGAGUGCUUCGGCUUGCUUGGAAUCAACGGCGCGGGAAAAACCACCACCUUUAAGAUGCUGACUGGAGACAUCGCUGUCUCCGGAGGCGAGGCCUUCCUAAACGGAUACAGCAUCCGCACGCAGAUGCGGGACGUGCACCAGAACAUGGGCUACUGCCCGCAGUUCGACGCCAUCAACGACCUCCUGACUGGACGCGAGCACCUGGAGUUCUACGCCCGCCUGCGCGGCGUAGCGGAGAAGGAGGUUGCCACGGUUGCCGAAUGGGGGAUCCAAAAGCUGGGCCUUGUCAAAUAUUCCAACAAGUCGGCCGGAACCUACAGCGGCGGGAACAAACGCAAGCUCUCCACCGCCAUGGCUCUGAUUGGCUGCCCCCCCGUGGUCUUCCUGGACGAGCCGACGACAGGAAUGGACCCCAAAGCUCGCAGGUUCCUGUGGGACUGCAUCCUGAGUGUCAUCAAAGAAGGACGCUCGGUCAUUCUGACGUCGCACAGCAUGGAGGAGUGUGAGGCUCUGUGCACCCGCAUGGCCAUCAUGGUGAACGGACGCUUCAUGUGUCUGGGCAGCAUCCAGCACCUGAAGAGCAGGUUCGGCGAAGGCUACACACUGAUCGUGCGCGUCGGAGGGUCUCCGCCUACCCUGGCCCCCGUGGAGGAGUUUGUCCAGGAGACCUUCCCCGGCAGCGUCCUGAAGGAGAAGCACCACAACACCCUGCAGUACCAGCUCCCACACAGCGAGGGCGCCCUGGCCACCAUCUUCAGCCAGUUCACCACCCACCAGGAGAGACUGGCCGUGGAGGACUACUCGGUGUCGCAGACCACCCUGGAUCAGGUCUUCGUGAACUUUGCGAAACACCAGCAUGACGAGAGCGGUCCUGUGACCUACGACAACCCUGUGGACACGUCAGACGAGGUGCCCAUGGAGGCCAUGAAGACAUCACUGGCGGCAGAAAAUGUCUAAGUCCUAUCACCACUUC
This is a messenger RNA of Osmerus eperlanus (European smelt), 7012 nucleotides long. Its product is annotated as phospholipid-transporting ATPase ABCA1-like. Gene Ontology annotation, cellular component: intracellular membrane-bounded organelle; membrane. The record is from RefSeq and is a predicted model, not a curated record. Gene Ontology annotation, biological process: phospholipid efflux; transmembrane transport. Lineage: Eukaryota; Metazoa; Chordata; Actinopteri; Osmeriformes; Osmeridae. Gene Ontology annotation, molecular function: phosphatidylcholine floppase activity; ABC-type transporter activity; ATP hydrolysis activity.